ACGUCAGCUCGUGCGUCGGCCUACCUCUCCUCGCUGUUUCGGAGCCCCGGGGCCGGGGGGAAGGCCAACCCGACCGUCCCACCGCGUCGUCUCCCUCCUCGUCUCCUCUCCUCUCCUCUCGCGUCCGCAGCUUCCCUUGCAGGCUAGGGUUUGCAGAUGACGACGGCGGCGCGCCCCACCUGGGCGCCGGCCAAGGGCGGCAACGAGCAGGGGGGCACCCGCAUCUUCGGCCCCUCCCAGAAGUACUCCUCCCGCGACCUCGCCGCGCACACCUCCCUCAAGCCCAGAAAAGAUGGUCAACAGACCCAAGAGGAGUUACAGAAGAGGAACCUCAGGGAGGAACUUGAGGAACGCGAGCGCAAGCACUACUCUUCCAAGGAUAAGUCCUAUUCUGAAGAAAGAGACCGGCGGAAAAGCUCAAGCCAGCUACUCUUAGAAGGUUCAAAGAGAGAGGCAGAGGAUAAGAUAGUUCCACGAGAAAUCGAUGCAGAUGACUCUGAUGUGGAGCCUAAAAGUGAUGAUGAGAGUGAUGAAGAUGAUGACGACGACGACGACACUGAAGCUCUAAUGGCAGAGCUUGAGAGGAUUAAGAAAGAAAGAGCUGAGGAGAAGCUUAGAAAGGAGCGGCAACAAGCAGAAGAGGAGGCCAAGAUGAAGGAGGCUGAACUGAUGCGGGGAAACCCUUUGAUUAAUAUCAACAAUCCUGGCUCCUUCAGUGUUAAGAGAAGGUGGGACGAUGAUGUGGUUUUCAAGAACCAAGCACGUGGAGAGACCAAGACACCGAAACGGUUCAUCAAUGAUACCAUCAGGAGUGAUUUCCACCGUAAAUUUCUUCAGAGGUACAUGAAGUGAUGGUACCGCUGUGUACAACUUACAUGUCUCCGCUCCUUGUAUGGGAGAGCAUUGGUUCAGUUGGGAGCUCUUAUCGUUGUUAUGUUUGUGUACGAGUGAAAGACCAGCAUAGCAUUGGUUCAGUUGAGAGCUCUCAUCGUGUUAAGUUUGUGUACGAGUGAAAGGCCAUUAUUGUGUUGCUGUAUGAAACAAAAGUAUAAACAUCUGUCGGCAUCUUAACAAAGCUGUACUGAGCAAUACAUAUCUUAUCUGAAUGUGCCAAGGUCCUAUUUUUCUAUA
Molecule: messenger RNA, 1131 nt
Organism: Sorghum bicolor (sorghum)
Lineage: Eukaryota; Viridiplantae; Streptophyta; Magnoliopsida; Poales; Poaceae
Product: protein CWC15 homolog
Exons: 6
Coding region: 157-852 (231 amino acids)
Biological process (GO): mRNA cis splicing, via spliceosome
Cellular component (GO): catalytic step 2 spliceosome
Molecular function (GO): RNA binding
Source: RefSeq, a predicted model, not a curated record